This is a messenger RNA of Mycotypha africana, 1692 nucleotides long. RefSeq lists its product as uncharacterized. Gene Ontology annotation, cellular component: mating projection tip; actin cortical patch; medial cortex. The record is from RefSeq and is a predicted model, not a curated record. Lineage: Eukaryota; Fungi; Mucoromycota; Mucoromycetes; Mucorales; Mycotyphaceae. Gene Ontology annotation, biological process: endocytosis; actin cortical patch localization; plasma membrane tubulation. Gene Ontology annotation, molecular function: protein binding; lipid binding. The coding region runs from base 169 to 1545 and encodes 458 amino acids. The transcript has 11 exons.
CGAGGUCCUAAUCUGAGUUGUCUGUCUUCAAAACCUUAGGUUUUUGUUGGUUUUUUUGAACCCAAAAAGAAAAAAGUGGAGCUACUGCUUUUUUCUUUCUCCUAUUGUAUUGUUGUUGGCUUUUUUUUUGUCAUUUUGUAUUUGUCGCCCUUGCUUACAGAAAACGAUAUGAGCUGGAGAGGGGUCAAAAAAUCAAUAUCAAGACUUCCGCAUCAACUGAAAACCAGAAAUGGUGGUGAAGAUGUCACCAAAGAUUUGGAAUUUACUGAGCUGGAACAAUGCUACAAGAUACUCGUGAAGGCUGCAGAAGAGUUUCGUUUAGAAGUGAUAGCGUAUCGUGGCAGUUUGUCAAGUAUGCUCAGCUAUCAGAUGGAAUGCGCGACAGAUAUAGCCAAAGUAUGCGGAUUAAGUCCUACAAAUGAUGAAGGGCUAUCAGAGCAACCCUAUCAAGAGCACGAUGAUGCAAAAAUACCUUUCGAGACAAAACAAUGUUUGGAAGACUAUGCCACAGCUAUGGCGUACUGUAAACAAGAAGUGAUGGCUGUCCUUGAUGAUAUCGACGCGAAUGUCAUUGGACCGCUAGAUAACUUUCAUCAAAUUGCUAAAGUCAUUGACAAAACGAUUGUAAAGCGUGAGCACAAGUUAAUUGAUUACGAUCGCCACCGUCUGUCGUAUAUGAAAUAUGCUGAUAUUCAAUAUCCAACGCCCAGCGAGGAAAAAAAUUUGUUGAAAUUGCAGACGUUGUACGAUAAUGCAGCCUAUGAUUAUGACUAUUUCAAUACCAUGUUAAAGAAGGAGCUGGUUGUGUUUAUAGACUUGUUGAGAGCUGAUUUUAUGGGUCCUGUGAUGGAAAGAUUUUACAACGCGCAAUGUAGCGCAGCCGCGGGCAUCUAUGGUCGUCUCUCAGAGGUCAUCCAGCAAAAUGAAAUUGUUUUUAGCACUUUACACAUGCCAAUUGAGGAGGGGUAUAACCUAAGGUUAGCUGAGAAAAAUGCAAGAGAGGAAUUGGAUAAGCUCGACUUACUCAAAAAGGGUUUAAAACUCUGGCAACAGAAAGAUCCUAGUUUGUCAUCGCGGUACCGCAAGUCACCUUUUGAUUCACCAAGUCAAGAUGACCAGGAACCUGAUAGAGACGACCUCAAAACAGCCGAUAUUCAUCCGUGGCCGCCGUUACUCUCACAUCACAAUAGACUAUUAUCCAAUUCUUCCGAGUCAUCGACGCCUUCUUACCAUGCCACAGCUUCUUUGCUACCUUCUUCGUAUACCAAACAACAAUCACAACAGCAAAAGUUAGAAAAACGAACGUUUGCCUCUAACGCAUCUUCGCACACCUCUCUUUCUGCUGGUAUAAAAUUCACAGCGUGCUCGUCAUCACCAUUUGAUGACCAAAUUGAAGUGAAAACAAAGCAGCAAAAAGGAAUUAGUAGAAGCACUCUACGAUUUAAAAGGACCCAAGAGGGCGACCUAUCAUUUAAAGUAGGAGAUCUGAUUGAAGUAUUAGACAAGUCAGAAAAACUAAAUGCAAAUUAUGUCAGAUUGAUAUAAGCAACUGGCAUAAAUAUAAGAUCAACAAUGUGAACUGUAAGAUAAAGUUUCCUAGCAUAUAGUCUUUCAAUUGCUUACGGUUAAAAUUUCUAUUUGCUGUAUAAUAUGAACAACUUUAAAUAAACAUCGCUGAAGUCAGUUUUGGGU